AUGGCUGAUGACAACCCCGUCACUGUGCCUGCCGAGGCUGAGAAGCCCGAGCCCACCUCGGCCGACAAGCAGGAGGUCUCCGAGACUGUCGCUGCCUCUGACGAGAUCACUACUGGUAAGGAAGACCCAAUCUGCCUACUUCACUCACCCAUAGAGCUUCCGCUUGGAGCCUUUGCCUCAUAUCAGGCCAUGGUGCCUUUGUGCGACCAACGUGCGCUGACUGGCUCAUCUGCAGAACCGGCAGACACCACCGAUGACAAGAAAGAGCCCGAAGCUGAUGGCGAGGAGCCCGCUGCAUCCGGCGACGCGACGGAGCCCAAGGCCGACGAUGACAGCACCGCGGCGCCUGCCGACGUUGAAGAUGCGACCUCGGAGACGAACGGGACUCCUGCUUCAGCCAAGAAGUCUUCAAAGGACCAUCGCCGCUCCAGCGGUGUCGGCGAUAAGUCCAAGUCACUGAGCCGCAAGAAAUCACAAGCUCGCCUGACCCAGCUGAACGCGAAGCCGGGUGAAUACUAUCUGGCGCGUUUGCGCAGCUAUGCGCCUUGGCCCUCCAUCAUCUGCGAUGAGGAAAUCAUGCCCAAAACACUGCUUGACAACCGCCCUGUGACCGCGAUGCAAGCGGAUGGAACUUAUCGCGCCGAUUACGCUGAUGACGGCAAGAGGGCACACGAGCGAACUUUCCCCGUGAUGUUCUUUGGGACUAACGAAUUGAUGUCCCCCGAGAAGAACAAGGCCAAGGGGCUAAUCGCCGCCUACAAGGUUGCCGCAGAGGGUCACGACCUGCAAUAUUUCAAGAAUCUAUUGGCAGACCACCAAGCUGCUUUGCAGCAGGAGAUUGAGGAAGCCGAGGCCGAGGAGAACGCAAAGGCCACAGCCAAGGCCGAGAAGGCAAAGAAGAACAAGCGCAAGAGCAAGGGUGCUGAAACCGACGUCGACAUGGAGGGUGCGGACGAGAAGAAGCCCAAGAGCUCGAAGAAACGAAAGAACGAGGCUGAAAUUGAGGCUGAAAAGCCCGCGAAGACCCCCAAGACCUCUACCAAGCUGAAGUUGACUACUCCGAAAGCGCCCGCCGAGGAAAAGAAAACACCUGCCAGCAAAACCAAGAAGGCGCCAGCUAAGAAGGGCAAGGCUGCUGCCAAGGAUGAAGAAGAAGAGAUUGUUGAGGCCAAGGAGCCGGAGAAGCAGAUCGACCCCGAGGAGUUGAAGAAGAAGAAGAGAGAAGGAGGGCUAAGUUUCAGCAACGAGAUGGCUACCUAUUUCGCCAAGCUGGAGAAACACACUGAUUUGGAAGUCUCGAUUAUUCGCUCGACCAAGAUCAACAAGGUUCUGAAGAUGAUUGUGAAGCUCAACACCAUUCCUCGUGAUGAGGAGUUCAACUUCCGUCAACGUGCCAUGAACAUCCUGUCGAGCUGGAAGCCCGUUCUGGACUCCGGUACCCCUGCGGGUGACAAGGAUGCCAAGCCCACUACAAACGGAAGCUCCAAGGAAGACGAGGGCGCAGACACUCCCAAGCUUGAGACCAAAGAGGAGAAAGAGCCUGAGACCAAGGCUGCCAGCGAAGAUACCCCCAUGCCCGAUGUUGACGCGGACAAGCCCGAAGAGACCGAGGCCGAGAAGGAGACCACCGAGCUUGAGAAACCCGAGGAGAAGGCCGAAGAGAAGAUCCUGGAGGCUAGCGCCUAA
Messenger RNA from Penicillium maclennaniae, 1686 nucleotides. RefSeq lists its product as uncharacterized. The coding region runs from base 1 to 1686 and encodes 561 amino acids. Lineage: Eukaryota; Fungi; Ascomycota; Eurotiomycetes; Eurotiales; Aspergillaceae. The record is from RefSeq and is a predicted model, not a curated record. The transcript has 5 exons.